UAUGUCAAAUCUGGUUACACUGGUCCGUGUGUCAUCAUAAAAACAUGUUCUUCAAUAUUAACAGUUUAUAUGCUUAAUUUUUCGUGUUAAAGUUAUUUGAUCACUUUUAUGUUUUAAUGCAGUUCUUGUUGUACGAUACAUGAUGAAUAACGUAAAAUGUAAUAAAAAUUCGACAUAACCAUAACCACCUUCUCACGAUCGAACAAUCGUUUGAUUGUAUCAUAUUUAUGUAGAGAAAAGUAUGUCUGUAAACUAACACUAUCUACCGUACAGAAAAGAUAAAUUGAUAUUUCUGGGAAAAAAGAAGGUGAAUCAGAACAUUUUUACGGUAAAGUAUUGAAAUGCCAAAUUCAUAUUUGUACGCCAUAAAUAAUGAAGGACGUGUGUUUGGAUUAUCAACGUCUGGGAACAUGUGGCGGGAGUUUACGUACCUGGGUAUUGAAUUUAAACAAUUAUCAGCUGUACCGCAUUUCAUGUGGGCUAUAGGCUGCGAUCGUCAAGUUUACGUACAUGUACAUGGUUUGGAUGUACCUAUAAGGCUUAAAGAAGAAAUAUAUGAAAAUGAACGAUGGCUUCCCUUAGAUGGAUUUAGUGGAAGAUUAUUACCUACAGAUAGGUAUAACUUUUCUAAUCAAGAUGGUACAGUUGACCGUAGUCGAGAUAAAGUAAAGUUACCAUCUAUGGCCUGGCAGUGGGAAGGUGACUGGCAAAUAGAGACUACAUUAGAUGGCCAACCAUUAGAUCAUGAUGGAUGGACAUAUGCGGUUGAUUUUCCAACUACAUAUACCACAAAAAAACAAUGGAAAUCCUGUGUCAGAAGACGAAAAUGGGUUCGGUAUAGGAGAUACAGUGCCAUGAAUUCGUGGUGUGCUAUUGCACCUCUACAUAAAGAUCCAACAGAGGAACCGUUUAUUGAUAUAUCUGUGGGUGGAAACCAAAUGCCUGGAGGUAAUCCUGGAUGCCUACUAGUCUGGGCAGUAACCGCUCAUGGAAGGGUAAUGUUUCGCGUUGGUACCAGUACAACAUGCCCUGAAGGGCAAAGAUGGAGCGCUAUAAAAUUAGCCACUGGUUACGAGGUAUGUCAAAUCAGUGUCGGAAUAACCGGUCUUGUGUGGGCUGUGUUAAUGAUUGGUAAAGCACUGGUGCGUACAGGUGUCACUAGAGAAAAUCCAAUGGGUGAAGACUGGUCGGAGGUAGAGCCUCCUCAAAAAGAUUUGAAAUUAGUACAAGUUAGCGUGGGCACGGAUGCUGUGUGGGCUGUGUCGCAGGACGGGGGAGUAUGGUUUAGGAAAGGUAUCAGAGGCGAUAUGAGUGGACUUUGCGAACAGAUGGCUACUGGUACUGGAUGGGUAGAAAUGUUAAGCAAAAUGUCAUUAGUGUCCGUUGCUCCAAACGAUCAGGUUUGGGCUAUUGGUCAGGAAGAUCGGUGUGUAUACUAUCGUACUGGUAUUACACGAUCAGAAUUAACGGGUAAAAAGUGGAGAGUAAUAAACGCGCCUCUUCAACUUAGCAGAGCGAGUAGUAAUGCCAGUUUAUCAUCGAAUAAUAGGCACAGUAUGUGCGGUACUCCUCAACAACAGAGACAUCAAAGCUGGGGAUCGUUGAAUCGGCCGCAUAGCACUAGCGAGGGGACUACGUUGAUCAGAGAAUGGGAAGAACAAUCUCAUUCGGCACCAACACCAACAUCUUUAAAAUUAUGGCAUCGCUCAAACGACGGUGUUUAUAUUAAAAAUCCACAACAAACAUCAUUCCAGGACAUAUAUCUGAACGAGGGCAAAAAGAGAUGUACAAAUUCGUUAGAUAUGGGUGAUUUGACCGAAGCUAGUGUUGCGAAUAUAACCAUAUCGAACGAGUCACUGACCAAAACUGGCGAAUCCAUAAUAGUCUCUGGGAAAGGGAUGGGCAGUACUGUCAAGAUCAAUCCAGCUGCAUGGAGUCCUGUUCACUCGGUCGGCUCUAUGGUAGGUGUAGAAGCUCAUCCGGAAACGGAUGGAAGUAUAUUCGAUCCUGAUUUAACCAGCGAUUCUGGAGUCUACGGAGAAGAUGAAAGUUCCGGAGCAAUGUAUUGGGCCGAAUGCGAUGCUUCCUGGUACAAAAUAGAAGCUGGAGCUUGUUUCGUUGAUCCAUCCAAUCCUCCAAAAUGGAUCGCGGACACAAAUGGCGCAAAUCACGGAGAUAUCGCGGAGCCAUGGAGGAUAUACGUGUUAGAAGAACUGAGGAAAAGAUUACAAAAAGUACAAUUUGACGCGUCAAUGUAUGAAAAAGCUGUUGAAAAGUGAGAUCAUCUUGGGUAAAAAAUGGUGAUGCAAAAUGUAAAAUUAAGGGUAAUACUUCGUACGAAGAUUGUAUUAUUGAAUUAGAGUGGAUAAGCAGCGAUAGUGGAUCUUUAGAUUCCGGGACAGUAACUAUUUUGAAUUCCGAC
Molecule: messenger RNA, 2422 nt
Organism: Colletes gigas
Lineage: Eukaryota; Metazoa; Arthropoda; Insecta; Hymenoptera; Colletidae
Gene: Pex23
Product: tectonin beta-propeller repeat-containing protein
Exons: 13
Coding region: 342-2279 (645 amino acids)
Cellular component (GO): membrane
Source: RefSeq, a predicted model, not a curated record